CGACGUCUUAAUCUGCAUUCGGUUCCGAGCUUCGGAACUGCAGCUAAAACUGCAGCUGCCCGAACUUCAGCAGCCACACUCUCGCCGAGUGCCGCAAAAAUUCAUCGCGAUGUUGAGUGCGCUGUUGUUUGGCCAAUCGUCCACACACCACUGUUGGCAUCGUGA
Molecule: messenger RNA, 165 nt
Organism: Anisakis simplex (herring worm)
Lineage: Eukaryota; Metazoa; Nematoda; Chromadorea; Rhabditida; Anisakidae
Source: the annotation of a GenBank genome assembly